AUGGGUGGGAAAAUACAGAAUAAAUUUCUGACUGUUGCUCCCUUUGAGUGCGCCUGGCAUGAAGAACUGCGAUUCAGUGAGGCUGGGCGCGGCUGCAUCGCCUUCGAAGCUUUUGCACACAAUGAUGUCACAUUGGUGUUCAGGGAACAAGUGGGUAGUCAGCACUACCACUAUAAAAUGGACAACAGCCCGAAUUACACUGUCAUUUUGGGUAGUCACAGGAACCGGCGCUUGAAGAUUGAAGUUGAUGGCCACACAGUUGUUGACAUCGCUGGAAUCGUGUUAUGCAGUUCCUCGGCAUUUCAAAGUUAUUGGAUAAGCAUCUAUGAUGGACUGAUUAGUGUCGGGAAGGGAAGGAAUCCAUUUCAAGAUCUUGUCUUCCAAUGGCGUGAUUCAAAACCCAACUGUAGAAUUCAGUAUGUGGGACUCAGCAGCUGGGACAAGCAUGUGGGGUACAGGAAUGUCAAUGUCCUACCCCUAACACAGCAUCAGAAUUUUCUGGGAUUCCAUAUUGAUCAUAAAGAAGAUGACAGAGACGAUAAUGAAGAUGCUGACAGCAUAGAGAGGCAUGAUGGACAUGAUGAAUGGGGACUAGGGAACUUUCUUGAGAGUUGGGAGCUGUCUGACAUUUUCUUUAUCGUUGGUGAUGAGGGACAGGUCGUCCCCGCGCACAGGAUUAUCUUAUCAGCGUCAGGGCACUUUAAUUACGGUCCAGGGGAAUGCUUUAUUCGCCUUCCUUCAGUCUCAUACCCUGCCCUCCAUGCUUUCCUGGAGUACAUCUAUACGGGGCGGACCCAUGUUAGUCACGUUUCUAUCCUUCUUUCUGCUAGUCAAAAAUUAUUCUCUCUCUACGUAAUGCCAAUUUCCACGUGAUUUGUUUCUUGGAUUUUCUCUUAUUAAAAAGAUAUAUUUUUUAUUUUCUUGUAGAUUAUCGAGUCAGAUCUGUUUUCUUUACGUGAUUUAAGUGUGCGAUUUCAAGUCACGGCACUAGUGAAGCAUUGUGAAGAAACUAUUGAUCGUUUUAAGACGAACAAGAAGCUGUUUGACUCUGGAAAGAAAGUGGAAUUAACAAACUUUGUUCAUCAGAUUCAGUACUAUGGCAAUUUCCCAUGUGGGCCCCCUCUGGAUGUUCAAAAGCUUCAGGGCUUUUUUCUGAACGGUGAUUACAGUGACGUGGACAUUUUCAUUGAUGGUCAUGGUCUUGUUGCCCGUGGCCACAAACUAAUCCUUAGCAUAUGGAGUGCCCCGUUCACCAAGGUGCGCUUAGAUUGUCUUACACUGCUUGUUGGUUUUGUGGCAAUUGACAAGACCUAUUUCUGAUUCUAGUUAGCCUUGCAUGGUUGCAUUCUAUUGUACGGACCCAGGAAAAAAAAAAAAUGGUUUCCUUUUUGCUAGCAGCUCCCCGACCCCAGAAAUGCCUUUAACUCUUAUGAUGUUUCUGCAGAUGUUUACAAAUGGGAUGCUUGAAAGCAAAGCUUCAAGGAUCUCGUUAAGUGAUGUUUCUGUUGAUGCUUUUCUUGCUUUGCUCCGGUUCAUGUAUGGUGGAAAGCUUGAAAUGGAAGAUGAAACUAGAAUUGGAGCCUUGUUAGUCCCACUUCUUUUGUUGGCAGAUCAAUUUGGGAUUAAACGCCUGCACCAGGAGUGCUGCAAUUACUUUCUGGAGCAGCUCUCUGAGGUAACUAAUUAUCAAGCAUUUCCCACUGCCGAUUGCGCUUAUCAUCAUACUCAGUUAUGUGACAGUAUGCCCUUUUCUUCAUGUUUCUUUUCAAAUGCUUGUUCAUGAGGGGAGAAAUACAAGAGCAGUGAGGUAACUUGUUCGUACAAUCGUGGAGUGCCUAUUGUGAUAAGCACACUAAACAUCAUUCUCAAGUUUUAAUUUUUCGUUUCACUGAUAAUUUAUUGCAUGCCUAUCAAACUUUCUAUUUUUAUCUUCGGUAAGGACACUCUCAGCUGUGUAGCAUUUCCAUCCUUCGUAGAUACUCUGACAAGGUUUUUAAUCGCUGAAUAGGUUAUUGAAGAACUGAUUUUUUGAUUAAGUGUAUCAUAUCUAUUUCAGGAGACAGUUUCUAAAAGGUGCCAAGUUGUGUUUCAUUUUCAUUCAAUUUUUUUUGUAAACCCAUGCAUCAGUUUAUAUUCUUGAAAGAGAAUCAGGCAUGUAGCCUUAAUAAAAUGCUUUAUCGCAAAUAAUUUACCAUACUUGUUAGCAUGGAUGCGGAGUUUAAGAAUGUUGUGAUGCGCUGAAAUAGUGAAUAUUAUCUUAUAUUAAUACAUUUUAUCGGUAAAUAAAUGCAGGGAUGGGGUUAUCUUACUGGAAGACGCUGAUUCAUCAAGAAUCAUUUGAAUUAAGCAAAUUUAAUGGACAAGGCCUGAGAAGAUUUGGUGCAGUUGCUUUAAGUCAUCUUGAAUCUAACGCUUGAAAUUUAUUGCAGGAUUCAGUAUGUUCUAUCCUGCUAGCAAUUUCUGCAAUUCCAUCCUGUGGAUUGCUCGAAGAAGAAUGCGUGAAGAAGUUCUCCAAACAUUUUGAUUACUGCACAACCGCCAGUGCCGAAUUUGCAACAUUAGAGGAGGAAACCUUUAGAAACAUUCUUCAGGUGAGUCUGCGGUCAUCCGAUUGCGAAGUCAUGCCCUCGAUAAUGUUGAGAUUAUUCGCAUCCAUGCGUCUAGGUCUAGCUUUGUAUCAGUGUUCUCCAUUGAUAAUGUAGGUAUAGAACUUUCUUACUUUAUUGCCCGACUGAUCCAAGCAGUGGCUUUGAACAGCAUCCUGAUUUGACUGUAACAUCGGAAGAGAGGGUGUUGGACGCCGUUUUAAUGUGGUGCAUGCAAGCCGAUGAUAUUUUUGGCUGGGAGACUGUCGACGAGCUGUUGAAAUCAUCUGAAACUCACCUGUUCUUCAAGGAUGGGCUUCCAAUGCUUGAAAGCUUGCUGCACUUGGUGCGUUUUCCACUACUGCCAUCCACGACCCUUGAGAAGGUAUCAGCCCUGGCUCACGACUUGUUCUAUGUGCCCUGUUUCAGUGGAGCUGAUAUCACUCCACGGCCGUCUUAUCCUCCCUCUGUUUCUGUGGCAGCUCGAGAGAAGCUUUAUUUGCAGUAAAUUUCUUGCUCUUGACCUUCUUGUAAGUAAGAUUUAUUAAGAAUAUAUUAUAUUACUAGUUUAUCUUCUUCAGCAGCGCCCCUUACUUGGACUACUAUGGGAACUGACUUGGCAGGUGAAGGAAGCCCUUGAGUAUAGGGAACUAGGAGUGAGACCUUCAGGAGCUGAUCAAAAGUAAGAAAAACACUAACAAUCUGGCGGUUUUUCGUCGAGGACAAUUUUUAUUAUUAUUAUUUGUUUAUUUGUUUAUUUUUUUAUCUUUUAUUUUUUAUUUAUUUUGUGUGGUGCUGUUCUCCCAUCGCAAUGUAGGAGUGAGGAUAUAUAUAUAUAUAUAUAUCUUUUAUGAUGUUGCUUCCUCCACUUGUCUAGUGUAAGAUUCCAACACAGGCGAUCGAGUUUCAAAGAGCUGCAGUAUAUCUGUGAUGGAGACAGUAACGGAGUGAUAUAUUAUGCUGGAACGUCAUAUGGGGAGCAUCAGUGGGUGAAUCCUGUUCUAGCCAAGGUGGGCUCGGAUGAUUUUUCCUCUUGUUAAUCUCUGGUGAAUCAUCAUCCAUAAAUUCUUGGGUCAUUCUUACCUAAAACUCCUCUGUCUUACAAUUUUCCAGAGAAUUUCUCUGACCGCCAGCAGCCCCAUUUCCAGAUACACCGACCCGAAGGUGCUCGUCUCGAGAACUUACCAGGUAACAUGCAUAAUAAUUUCUAGAGGCUACUCACGGUGGAAGGAACCCCCGUUUAUUGAGAAAAAAACCAUCUCACCUGGCUCCCGCAGGCCACUUCUUUUGCCGGGCCCAGGAUUGAAAACGGCCGCAGCUGUGCUUGGUGGAUCAUCGACAUCGGGCAGGAGCAUCAGGUCUGUCCCAUGUUUGCAGUCGUAGACAUUUCAUUCCAUUCCCUCUGGGAAACCAGCUCUCUAAAGGACGAAGUGGGAACCCAUCAUCUUCCGCUUUCUCCCCGGAGUGACACCGGUUGCUCCGUUGCUUGCAGCUCAUGUGUAACUACUACACCCUGAGGCAGGAUGGGUCCGCAGCUUUCCUACGAGACUGGGCUCUACAGGUCAGUGAAUCCCCUUUUAGCCCCGAACCACGGUGUCUCCUCUUUCUCCUUCUUUCUCCAAACCAAGGAUCGUCUUUCAGGGUUCCCUGGACAUGGAGACCUGGACCAACUUGCGGGUGCACGAGAACGACCAGACCAUAUGCAAGCGGGGGCAGUUCUCAUCCUGGGCGAUCCACGGCCCCAGCGCCCUCCUCCCCUUCAGGUUCUUCAGGAUCAUCAUGACGGGGCCCGCCGCCGACGCUUCGAAUCCCUGGAACCUCUGCAUCUGUUUUGUGGAACUCUACGGCUACUUCUGCUGA
Spirodela intermedia is the source of this 4445-nucleotide messenger RNA. The record is from the annotation of a GenBank genome assembly. Lineage: Eukaryota; Viridiplantae; Streptophyta; Magnoliopsida; Alismatales; Araceae.